Sander lucioperca (pikeperch) is the source of this 1442-nucleotide messenger RNA. RefSeq names its product cathepsin S-like. The transcript is spliced from 8 exons. Gene Ontology annotation, biological process: immune response. Gene Ontology annotation, molecular function: cysteine-type endopeptidase activity. Gene Ontology annotation, cellular component: lysosome. NCBI's taxonomy places the organism in Eukaryota, Metazoa, Chordata, Actinopteri, Perciformes, Percidae. The record is from RefSeq and is a predicted model, not a curated record. Bases 155 to 1171 code for a protein of 338 amino acids.
GCGCUCAGUCGCAUCAGGUGGUUACCAAACAGAUAAGCGCGAGGCAGCUUUCUGUUUCUGAAGAGGAAGAAACUACAACAGCUCAUGUGACACUUUCAUCAUAAAUAGGCCCAUCAACCAGGAAAACACUAUCAGAGAGCUCAACACAGCAGCGAUGACAAGUCCCACGGAUCAACGCGCGAUGUUUGCGAGCCUGCUGCUCGUCUCCCUGUGUGUCGGGGCAGUGGCCAUGAUUGACAGCCGGCUGGACGACCACUGGGAGCUGUGGAAGAAGACGCACGAGAAGAAGUAUCAAAAUGAAGUGGAGGAUGUGCGCCGCAGGGAAUUGUGGGAGAAGAACCUGAUGCUCAUCACCAUGCACAACCUGGAGGCCUCGAUGGGGCUUCACACCUACGACCUCGGCAUGAACCACAUGGGAGACUUGACACAAGAGGAGAUCCUGCAGUCGUACGCCACACUCACUGUUCCCACUGACAUCCAGAGGGCACCAUCUGCCUUUGUGGGGACAUCCGGCGCUAAUGUACCCGACACCAUGGACUGGAGACAGAAGGGCUGUGUUACCAGUGUUAAGAUGCAGGGUUCAUGUGGCUCCUGCUGGGCCUUCAGUGCCGCCGGGGCCCUGGAGGGCCAGUUAGCCAAAAAAACAGGGAAGCUGGUGGACCUCAGCCCGCAAAACCUGGUGGACUGUUCAGGCAAAUAUGGCAACCACGGCUGCAACGGUGGCUUCAUGCACAGAGCCUUCCAGUACGUCAUCGACAACCAGGGCAUCGACUCAGAUGCCUCAUACCCCUACACGGGACAGUCACAACCGUGCCGCUACAACCCAGUGAACCGCGCUGCCAACUGCUCCAGUUACAGCUUCCUGCCGCAAGGGGACGAGGGCACUCUGAAGCAGGCGCUCGCCACCAUUGGACCCAUUUCAGUGGCGAUCGACGCCACGAAGCCCAGAUUCACCUUCUACAGGAGUGGAGUGUAUGAUGACCCGAGCUGCACCCAGAAAGUGAACCAUGGGGUGCUAGCUGUGGGCUACGGCACACUGAGCGGAGAAGACUACUGGCUGGUAAAAAACAGCUGGGGAACAACUUUCGGAGACCAGGGCUACAUCCGGAUGGCACGCAACAAGAACAACCAGUGUGGUAUCGCUCUGUACGGCUGCUACCCCAUCAUGUAGCUGCAGAGGGAACCAGUUGAAUCUGUUGCAGAAUUGAAGUUCCCUUCCAUUUUAUGUAUACAGCAUUUUUACAGUUUAAUGUUACAUUGAUUCUAACAUUUUUCGACAUGUUUUUAAAUUCCUUUUUAAUGCACCUUUGUACAACAAAAAGCAAAUAACAGCAAUACUACAGUUCAACAUCAUUGAACUUCUUGACCGUGUGUUUGUUUGUGUCCGACUGUAUAUGUGUAUGUGUUUGAAUCUGUAAUAAAGACACAGAUGUACUCUGUAA